Molecule: messenger RNA, 5051 nt
Organism: Cinara cedri
Lineage: Eukaryota; Metazoa; Arthropoda; Insecta; Hemiptera; Aphididae
Source: the annotation of a GenBank genome assembly
AACUACGUACACAGUGAGUAUGUGGUGGUAUAGAGAACUGUCACUAGUUAUAUCGGAUACUCGUCUUAAAAUGUAUUGCAUUUCGACAAUUAUGUGAAUGUGACUACCUAUUCGACGUAUAUAUCGUACUACUUAUAGUAGUAUCCAAAACCUGGUAGAAGUGUGAUAACUAAUAAUUAUUAAUAAAAAAUAUCAAUAGUAUACUAGUCAGUCAAUCGUAUUUUUUUUAAAUUGUUAGUUCUUAAAUUCAUUCGUCUUUUGUAAUAAAUAAAUAAUUACGAGUUCCUGUAAUAGUAAUUCAGUUUAUAUUUAUCAAUUCAGUAUUGAAAAAAUACUACUUAAGUAUAACACAACUUCAUAAGUCAUAUACAUAGAGAACAGUAAAUUUUGUACCUUGUAAGUAUACACAAUUUGUAUUAUUUAACAAUUACAAAUGUUUUCCGAUGUACAUUUAUUUUUGAAAAAUGGCACCCUAGUUAUUUGAUUAGGUAACAUUUGAUAAAUUCAAGUUUCUUAAGUAACAAUGUAAAAAUAUUUUUUUUUAUAGUUUUCUUGUUAAUUAUGAUAUAAUAAUUUGUAUGUACAUUGUAUUAUAUUAUGUGAAGGUAUUGUAUUUCAUUACCACAUACUUACCUGUAUCAAUACUGAUUAACAAAGAUUUUUAAUAAAUAAUGAUAUUAAUUAUUCAUAAUAUACAAGAUAUUAUUAUUACUUGAUUAUUGAUAAUUAGUAAAUAUAAAAUUUAAAAGAAUGAUAAUUAUUAUUUAAUCAAUACUUUGUUCGUUCUAGAUAAAUUUAAAUUGGAGACUAGAUUAUGGCAAGGAAACGUCGUAGCACAACAGAAAUAAAUACAGUUGAAAAUGCUUCGGUUCCAAAACGCCGUUACACUGGGUCAGUAAAACUUAAUCCCUUUAAAUACCAUGAUUUAUUUGUCAUUAAUAUUAAACAUUUAUUUAUAUUUAUCAGUUCUCAAAGAACACCUUUUGAAGAAAUGGUAGUUUUCAACUCUAAAAAAUGUUUAACUUGGUUUAAUAAAUAUACAAAUAAUCAUUCAAGUGAUACUCUAGGUAAUUACAAAAUAAAAUUUUCAUUAAUUUCUUCAAUGUGUCAUUGCUUAAUGUAAUGAUAUUAAUAUUUUUAUAUAGGGCCUGAAGGUAUGGAAUUAUUUUGUUUUGAUAUUGAGGUUGAUCCAGAAGAUGUAGUUAUGCUUUAUUUAGCUUGGAAAAUGAAUGCCAAAUCAAUGGGUUACUUUACAAGUGCUGAAUGGUUAAAGGGUUUCACGGAAUUGCAGUAAAUAUUUUAAUAUAUAAACAUAAUAAGUUGCAAAUUAUUAUUAUGAAUUAGUUGAAGGUAUAUAUUAAUAUAUUUUAUUUCAGGUGUGAUUCAGUUAAAAAACUACAAAGUAAAUUGGAUUCUUUAAGAUUGUGUUUUAAUGACCCGUUAACAUUCAAAAGUAUAUAUAGAUAUGCAUAUGAUUUUGCCAGAGUAAGUUUUAUUUAUAUUAUUUCAUUGAAUACCUACAUUGAUACAAAUAUAUAAUUUGUUUUUAAAACAAAUUUUCUCAUAAAUAAAUCUGGUUAAAAUUUGAAAUAUGUAAGUUUUUUAUUUUUUUAACCAAGUAUUAUAAUUAAUCUUGCGGUUUCUUAAUUAUACUUUACUAUAUACUACUAAAUAUAGAGAUGUUAGAAUAUGAGAAAUAUUGAUAAUCAAGUUCUAUAAUAAUGUAGCAAAUUGUAUUAUCUAUCUUUAAUGUUCAGUGAUAAUUAAACACAAAGUUUUCUAUUCAAACUAAAUAUAUAAAACUUACACAUAUUAUGUGUUACAUAAAUCAGAAAUGGCCACAUAUUUCUGAUAACAAUUAAUUAAAUGAUUUUUUCUUAAAACUAAAGGCCAGAAUUUACCAACAAUUUAAUUUUGAUUAGCUGAUAUUAACCUCUUUUAAAAUUAGUUACACCAAGUUAUAAAUUUCACCACACUAUUAAGGCUUAAUAAUGUUUAAACACUAACCUGAAAAUUUCUAAACUGUUUAUUAAUUUUAAAUGUGUUUAAAUAUGAUAGUAAAUUAUUUUAAUGGCAGUUCAAUUUGUAAUUUAUUAAUUGAUAUGAUUUACUAUUUUAUGUAUAAAACCAUCUAUAAAUGCCAUGUUGAUCUCUGCUUUAAUAAAAGGAAGUCAUGUUUCUGUGACAUAUUUGUUGGCCAUAUAAAAUCUAAAUUAGAUUAGGUCCUAAAAUUAACCUAUAUUUAGUCACAACUAAUAAUUUUAAUCAAGUGUUAAUAUACAAAUAACUUUUACCUAACUUAAGACAAUCAUAAUUUACAUGGUGUAUCACUGUCCACAACAAUUUAUAAGUAGAUUAAUUUAUGUAAAUAACAUCCAUUACUCCCAAACCCACAAAACUGCAUAUUUAAAAACCACAUAAUAACAUUUCAUUAAUGUGGCCUUUAAUGCUCAUAAACAUUUAAACUUUACAAUUUGCCACUAAUUCAUCAAUUUUUUAGGGAUCCUUCCCCUAUUAAAAUUAAUAAGUCAAUGUUUUAUUUUUCUCAGAAAUAUACUUUUCAUGCAAUACUUAAAAGCUAUAGAAUUUGUACCCAAAAAUACUCUUACAAUAUACAAAAACUAUAACCAUGAAGACUAAAAUAAUUUUAUUUUUGAUGACUAUAACCUUGUCAGUUUGCUUAGCCCGUCCAGAAUUGUAUUUUAAUUGCAUUUAAACUUGUAAUUAUAGUUGAAAUUAAAUAUUUAUUGAAUUUAAGGAAUUUAAUUGAUUUUCCAGUUACAUUUAUUUAUUUAUACAUGUUACAAAAGCAUAAUACAUAUUUAGAUAUAAAUAUCCUGUAAGUUUGAGCUUGUGUUAGAAUAGAGUUAAUUGAUUAUAUCCAUUAUUUAUCCUGUAGCGACACAAAGUCAUUUCAUGCCACAUUUCAAGUCAAAACUAUAAUAAAUAAAUAACUUAAUUUUUUUGAGAUUUGUUAUUUAAUAACUUUGGUUUAGCAAAACUUGUAUAAUUGUACAUAAUAAAAUUAAUCAAAUUAAUGAACUAAUGAAACAAUUGUUUUGUUUUGUAUUACAUAAGUAUGGAAAAACUAAUGGGAUUUAUAAAUGAGGAUUAAGUAUUAUUUUAUUUCCAAGAGGUUAAUAGUUGAUUCUAAAAUAUUUUAUUAUAUAAAAAUGUAAGUAUGGAAAAUUAUGAUUUUUUUUCUGAAAUAGAGGAAAUUGUCAAACUAAAAAGAGUGGCAACAUUGAUUGCAAUAUUUUAUUGGUAAUUUCAGUAUACAAACUAAAUUACUUUAUAUUCUAUACCUUUCCAACUUUUCAUCUACAAUUGUGGCCUACCCAUUAACAUUAUCUUAUACGAGGAAUAUACGUACGGAUAUGUACAUUGAUGGCAUGCAAACUUCUUUUUAUAUUUUUUCAAUAUGUGUAUUUAUUUAUAACACACUCAUAUUAUUAUUUAUAUUAUAAUAUUUCUAUUUUUAGGAUAAAGAUCAACGAAGUAUGGAUGUAGAAACUGCAAAAUUAAUGCUAAAUUUAUUACUUGGAAAACAAUGGACACUUUACCCUUUAUUUGCUAAGUUUAUUGAUCAAUCCAAAUACAGAGUUAUUAAUAAAGACCAAUGGUGCAAUAUAUUGGAAUUUUCACGUUCUAUAAAUACAGAUUUGACAAACUAUGACAUUGAUGGCGCAUGUAAGUUAUAUUAAAUGAAUCUAGAACAAAAUUCCCCCAAAAAAAAAAAAAAACCAACUCAAAACAUUUCUUCUAGAAAUUUUGACGAAUCAACUUUCUAUUUUCAUUAAAUUUGUGAUUUUUAAAAAUAUUUAAAAGUUUAGGGGAAGAAAGUGUACAAUCAAUUUAGCCAUAAUAAUAAAAAAUUAAUAAAUUUGUUUACUGCUUACUGUAUAAAUAUGGGAACUUUUCUCUGAACUUUAAAAAAUGAGUAAAAUCACAAAUUUAAUGAAAAUAAAAAGUUAGUGUCAACAUUUUCAGAAGAAUAAACUAUAAAAUGGCUAUAAUCAUAUUUUUCAAAAAUAAUAAAUUAUGAUUUACCUAUACAAAAAAAAAAAAAAUUGACUAUCUUUUCUUAUUUUAGGAGAUAUUGCAAUGGAUAUAGUUUUGAGGGGUAUUCUGUAUAAUUAUAACAACGUAGAUAAAUUUGUAGUUUGAUAUGUCCACUUUAUUUGUUUUUAAAUUUAUUUUUUUUUUUUUUUUUAUUGCGGGAUUAAUUAAGUCAAUAAUUCUAAACUGCAUUUUUAUUUUUAGGGCCGGUUAUGUUGGACGAGUUUGUGGACUGGUUAAAAAAUGGAAACAGCUGAAAUUAUGGAGAUAUAUUUUAUUUGCCAGGAUUAGUAACUGGAACAAUAUAAAAUUAUUUUAAAAAAACUGAGUCGAUCUCGUCGAUGCUUUUCCAUUUCUUGAAUGAAAGUAUUUGUUUCUGUUCAGUUUUCAAAAAUACAAUAACUACCUACUUUAUAUUUUAAAAACUUAUUUACAAGUCUUCUAUUAAUAAUUUUUUUGUUGUAAAUUUAUUUAUAUAUUAAAAGUAGAUGAUUAUAUGCUGGAAUAAAACCUAUCACACAAAUGUAUUUUGUAUUUAUUUUUAUAAUAUAUUUAGUAACAGUUAUAAAUAAUUAUUAUUAGAGAUGUGAUGACCUGUUUAAUUUUUGAACCAAACCUAAUAGUUCGAUUCGAAAAUCAUUUGAUACCGAUUCUUCGCGGUCAUCAAUAUGAUGAUCUGUGGUAGGACUGAGCGGCCUUGUUAUCAAGAAGAAAAAUUCAAUUUUUUUUACACGAGUUGUUUCUCAAACCUUGCUACUUCUUUAAUAUCAGAGUUCGAAAAAAAAAUUUUGUUAAAAGUUUGUUUCGGUUCAGGUUUUAUUAAAAAUGUGUAGGUUCAUUUUGGUUUGUUAAUUUUAAAGAAAGUUUAGCCUUAAAAAUCAGGGUUUGUAACAUCUCUCAUUAUUAUUAUUUUUAGCAUAUUUAAAAUGCAUAAUAAAUUGAUUAAUUUAUUGAAUUUACAUCUAGUGUUAAACUUUUUAUUUCAAUAAUAU